Molecule: messenger RNA, 859 nt
Organism: Solanum stenotomum
Lineage: Eukaryota; Viridiplantae; Streptophyta; Magnoliopsida; Solanales; Solanaceae
Exons: 4
Coding region: 56-541 (161 amino acids)
Source: RefSeq, a predicted model, not a curated record
UGAAUUGGGAAGUGAAGAACAAAUUAAAAGUGCGAAAACCAAAUUUAGCAAAGGUAUGAAGAGAGAAGAGAAACGGCAAAAGCUCCAUGAAGGGCUCUUUAGGAUGCUCUAUCCUCCUCCACCAUCACCUCCUUCCCAAGAAGAAAACAGUGACGACGAACCAUUUGACAUUCUCGAACAAGGCGAUCCAAUUCCAGAUCAACUGGAAAAGGAUAGUGGUUCUUCCUCCUCUGGCAACCAGGAGGAGACUGAUCAUGGGCCUGAGAAGCUCACAAGGGCACAGAGGAAGAAGAUUCGACGGAAGAAACUUAAGGAAGCCUCCUCACGCCGCCAGAAUAUAAUAGGGCCGUUGUUGCCUACUGAAGAGAUUGAUCGUGAGGAUGUAAAUGUGAGUACGCCACCACAAGGUGUUCGACAAAAUGCCAAUGAGACAGAUGAUGCAGAUUCUUGCUUGAAACAAAACAAACAAAAACAAAGAAGAAUGGCUAAACGGUUGGUUGGUGGCACCUCAAAGUCAACUGGGGAUGGCAACAAGACUUGAAAGCUCCAUUUCUUUUGCCGAGGGAUAAGAAAACUUGAUUGACUGCUUAAAGAAGGGUCAUUGCAAAGCGAAAAUUUUGAAAUCGGAUUUGAUACAACUGCUGACAAAAAUUUUAAGAGGUUGUGUUAUUUUUUCAUAACUCUGAGGCAUGUUUUUUUUUUUUUUUUUGAACUGUGUGUUCAUGUUUAGGAUACUUAUAUAUAGUUGCAAAUGUUCGCUUAAUAGUAGUUAAUUUAAUGAUUUGUUAUCUUCUAGUACUGUAAUUAACUUAUAUUCAUAUUAUUUUGAUGACAUAUAGCUUAAUGAAUGUUGGAGAAA